UCGCUAUGGCGCCUGUGGCUGCUCUUCGUUUGCAUCCCGGCGCCUUGAUUCAUGCCGCGGGAGCUGCCGCUCCAUCAGUGAAGCCCGGCCGCGGCGCAUUUGGAGCUGGGGAGCGCAAGUGCGGGAGGGUGUUCUCGCAGGGGCGGGAUUCCGGGAAUGGAUACUUCAGGGCCAGGGCCGAGAUCCAAAGCUCGGAAUCGCUCACGGGUGUUGUGUUCCAGCCCUUUGCCGAGGUCCAGGAAGCCCUGUCGGAGGUCUCCUCGUCCAAAUCGGUGUCGCUCGCGCGCCAGCGCUUCUCUCAAGCCUGUGAAGCUGCUAUCAACGAUCAAAUCAACGUUGAGUACAAUGUCUCUUACAUCUACCAUGCGUUGUUUGCGUACUUCGAUCGGGACAACGUUGGGCUUCCAGGCAUGGCAAGGUACUUUAAGAAUGCUAGUGAAGAGGAGAGGGAGCACGCAGAGACUUUGAUGAAGUACCAGAACUUGCGAGGUGGAAGGGUGAAGCUACAAACAAUACUACCGCCCGAGAUGGAGUUUGACAACGCAGAGAAAGGAGAUGCUCUAUAUGCUAUGGAGCUCGCACUAGCUCUGGAAAAGCUCACGAACGAGAAACUUCUGGCCUUACACAGAGUUGCAAGUGAGAAUGACGACCCCCAAAUGGCCGACUUCGUCGAGAGCAGCUUCCUCACCGAGCAAGUGGAGAGCAUAAAAAAAAUCUCGGAGUACGUGAGCCAGCUCCGAAGAACAGGCCAAGGACAUGGGGUGUACCACUUGGAUCUCCAUCUCCAAAAUGCCGACAUAGAAGAGACAGUGUAGAAGAGGCGCAUUAGUGAUGACGUGGCACUAUGAUGACGUGAAAGGAAUAAAACCGGAACCAAAUUUCUAGGGUUAGGUUGUGGGAAGAGGAAGAAGAUGAGUGGCCAUAUCGCGCAGGAUUGGGAGCCCGUGGUGAUCAGGAAGAAGGGGGUCGCUGCCGGGCAGCGGCGCGAUGAGAAGGCCGUGAACGAGGCGCGUCGCAGUGGCGGCCCGAUCGAGACGAUUAAGAAGUUCAAUGCGGGGUCGAACAAGGCAGCGACAAGCACGCCGGGAAUUAACACCAAGAAGCUCGAUGACGAGACCGAGGAGCUCGCCCACGAGCGCGUUCCGACUGACCUGAAGAAGAACAUCAUCCAAGCCCGGACGGAGAAGAAACUGACACAGGCACAGCUUGCACAGCUGAUCAACGAGAAGCCUCAGGUCAUCCAAGAGUAUGAAUCUGGAAAAGCCAUCCCCAACCAGCAGAUAAUCUCCAAGCUCGAGCGCGCGCUGGGAGCCAAGCUUAGAAACAAGAAGUGAGUAGUUUCUCUUAUUUCCUCUUGUGAAAGUGUCGUAACUGUCGUCGUUGCGAACAAAACUAUGCUUUUACAAA
Messenger RNA from Selaginella moellendorffii, 1407 nucleotides. Its product is annotated as ferritin-2, chloroplastic. The transcript has 11 exons. The record is from RefSeq and is a predicted model, not a curated record. Bases 6 to 815 code for a protein of 269 amino acids. Gene Ontology annotation, biological process: intracellular iron ion homeostasis; iron ion transport. Gene Ontology annotation, molecular function: ferric iron binding; ferrous iron binding. Lineage: Eukaryota; Viridiplantae; Streptophyta; Lycopodiopsida; Selaginellales; Selaginellaceae. Gene Ontology annotation, cellular component: cytoplasm.